This is a messenger RNA of Suillus subalutaceus, 733 nucleotides long. RefSeq lists its product as uncharacterized. The transcript is spliced from 8 exons. The coding region runs from base 299 to 733 and encodes 144 amino acids. The record is from RefSeq and is a predicted model, not a curated record. Lineage: Eukaryota; Fungi; Basidiomycota; Agaricomycetes; Boletales; Suillaceae.
UGUGACUUGUAAACAAUUGUCGUUGUCGGCAUGCAGAAUCCCUAGCUUCCCAUUGGCUGGACCACCGAUCCGUAUCCCUCCGAACUCCGAGUCGUUUCCAAAUUGAAGGCACAAAGUCGCGGUGCCUCUUGGAAAAUGUUGGCAGUUCAACUGAACGUCAUGCCACGUCGUAUUCCAGCAAGGUCGGACGGGUCAAGUAAACCGACGAAAACAUAUAAAAGAAAGACCUUUGAACUUUCAACGUAGGCACUAACGAAGCGAACAAUUCCUCUAACCUUUAUUCCUCUUAACUUCAAACAUGCAACGCUCUCUCCUUCUUAAUGCACUCGCCUGCAUCUGUAGCAAAGCGCGACUCGGAGGAUGGGGCCGUUGCGGCCUUCUGGCCGAUUACCUACUACGGCCACUGCGACGAAGACAAGAAGCUCUGCAAGUAUUCAUGACCCCGAGGAUGAGGCUCUUGAGGCCUAAUUUCCAAUUACCUACGACGACGACAAGUCGCGCUGCGAGCACCAGGAGUGUUCAGCUAGUUGACAACAUAUCUUUACUUACAUACCAAUGCACAAAUGUUAAAUUUUAUUGCGUCGAGUUUGACAAUGUCCUGGCAGACUGGUACCAGAGGAAGGGCAGUACAGAGACGUACAUCGGCUAUACAUACGACGAGGCAGGAAACAAUACCAAGGACGCGCAUACUGACGACGUAUGGCGCCAGAUACAUGAAGAAACAAUUACCUAG